GGAGGGUAGCAGACGUAAUGACAAAUGGGGAUUACUGUUUUGAAUUCAGUUUCAAGGGGAAAAGUUAUUGCAUUAAUGCCAACACUGACGAUGGUAGCCUAGGUCGCCUGAUCAACGACUCCCAUGACCAUUUCAACAUAAAACCGCCACUAGGCGCAUUGAAGUGGGCGAAGAAAUUAGAUAUGAUUAUGGGGAAGGAGAGUUCCCAUGGCACAAUGGACAGUUCACAGAAAAGAAAAGGAUGGUGAAGAACAAAGUGGUAGCUGGGAGAAUGAAGUUAGCAGUCUGGCAGAGAUGAUGAGGAAUGUGGUACAAUGGGGAAAGCCGAAGGGUCAGUGUGGCACUACUCAGUCAAGGGUGGAUGGUGAUGAUGAACAAGGAGACGUUUCUAACCAGUACUCUGGUUGCCCAAAAAUUGUAGAGGAUAGCGAUCCGGGAAGCUGUCAUGACAGUUUAGCAAGCAAGGAGAAUGCAGUUUUCUCCCUGGAGGGCCAGGGUGGCAAUCGGUCACGGGCGGAUGGUGAUGACGACCAGAGAGAAGUUUGUGUCCAACCCUCCGGGAGCACAAAGGUCGUAAAGGAAAGAGAUCCGG
Molecule: messenger RNA, 592 nt
Organism: Lineus longissimus
Lineage: Eukaryota; Metazoa; Nemertea; Pilidiophora; Heteronemertea; Lineidae
Exons: 3
Coding region: 18-248 (76 amino acids)
Source: RefSeq, a predicted model, not a curated record